GCUGGGGUUUGAGGCUGAACCGGUGACGUCAACUUGGAAUGCGGAGUCAGGCGCCACAGCUCUCUAUAAGCAGAGGAGCUGUCCGGUGCUGAAACGGCCCGAGCCUUCACCCAGCGGCCGAGGAACAUGCUUAGCAUCUUCCACACCAUAUAAGACAGAGGAACUCUUUAAAACAUGGCAGAAGGUAAGCCCUACCGACUUGGAGCAGCCCUGUCUCUUAUCCAUUUAAUUUUCCUCAUCUCUGGAGCCGAAGCAGCUUCCUUUCAGCGAAACCAGCUGCUUCAGAAAGAACCAGAGCUCAGAUUGGAAAACGUCCAAAGGUUUCCCAGUCCUGAAAUGAUCAGGGCUUUGGAGUACAUAGAGAAGCUUCGGCAACAAGCUCACAAGGAAGAAAGCAGCCCAGACUACAGCCCCUACCAAGGCGUCUCUGUUCCCCUUCAGCUAAAAGAAAAUGGUGAAGAAAGUCGCGUGUCAGAGAGCUCAAGGGAUGCACUGAGUGAAGAUGAGUGGAUGAGGAUAAUACUUGAAGCAUUGAGACAGGCUGAAAAUGAGCCCCAGGCUGCCCUUAAAGAAAACAAGCCCUAUGCCUUGAAUCUGGAGAGGAACUUCCCAGUGGACUCAACUGAUGACUAUGAAACUCAACAGUGGCCAGAAAGGAAACUCAAGCAUAUGCAGUUCCCCCUGAUGUAUGAAGAGAACUCCAGGGACAACCCCUUUAAACGCACAAAUGAAAUCGUAGAAGAACAAUAUACACCCCAAAGUCUCGCUACACUGGAGUCUGUCUUCCAAGAGCUGGGGAAACUGACGGGGCCAAGCAACCAGAAGAGGGAGAGAGUUGAUGAAGAGCAAAAACUCUACACAGAUGAUGAAGAUGACAUCUACAAGACCAACAACAUUGCCUAUGAAGAUGUGGUAGGGGGAGAAGAUUGGAGCCCCAUAGAGGAGAAAAUAGAGACUCAAACCCAGGAAGAGGUGAGAGACAGCAAAGAGAAUACAGAAAAAAAAGACCAAAUCAAUGAAGAAAUGAAACGGUCAGGGCAGCUGGGGCUCCAGGAUGAAGAUACCCGGAAAGAGAGUAAAGACCAACUCUCAGAAGAUGCCUCCAAAGUCAUCGCCUAUUUGAGAAGGUUAGUGAAUGCUGUGGGCAAUGGGAGGUCACAGAAUGGGCAAAAUGGGGACAGGGAAGCCAGGUUUCCUGAGAAACCUCUUGAUUCUCAGUCUAUUUAUCAGCUGAUUGAAAUCUCUAGGAAUUUACAGAUACCCCCUGAAGACUUAAUUGAAAUGCUCAAAGCUGGGGAGAAGCCAAUUGGAUCGGUGGGGCCAGAGCAGGAGCUUGACCUGCCUGUUGAUCUAGAUGACAUCUCAGAGGCUGACGUAGACCAUCCAGACAUGUUCCAAAGUAAGACCCUCUCCAAAGGUGGGUACCUCAAGACACCUGGUCGUGCUGCAAUGGAGGCUUUUCCUGAUGGGCUCAGUGUUGAGGACAUUUUAAAUCUUUUAGGGGUGGAGAAUGCAGCAAAUCAGAAGCCCUCAUAUUUCCCCAAUCAAUAUGGCCAAGACAAGGCUCUGCUGAGGCUCCCCUAUGGUCCUGGGAAAUCUAAAGUCAACCAGCUUCCCAAAGCUGCCUGGAUGCCAGACGUUGAAAAUAGACAAGCACCUUAUGAAAACCUGAAUGACAAGGACCAAGAAUUAGGAGAGUACUUGGCCAGGAUGCUAGUUAAAUACCCUGAGCUCAUGAAUUCAAACCAGAUGAAGAGAGUGCCCAGCCCAGGAUCUUCAGAAGAUGAACCACAGGAAGAAGAGCUUGAGCAAGCCAUCAAAGAACAUCUAGGUCAAGGCACCUCCCAGGAGACUGACAAACUGGCCACGGUGAACAAAAGGUUCCCUGUGGGGUCCCUGAAGAAUGGUGAUAACCCAAACAGACAGUACUUGGAUGAAGAUCUACUCAUGAAAGUGCUGGAGUACCUCAACCAAGAAGAGGCAGGACAGGGGAGGGAGCACCUUGCCAAGCGAGCCAUGGAAAAUAUGUAACAGGCUUUAAUCAUUGCCCGAUUUUCACUCCUUGACCCCAUGUGUACCCCCUACAUUUCUCUCUAGUGUGUUAACUUCUAUCCUGUUAACACUGUAAUAUCUUUAAAUGAUAUACAGGCAGAUGACUCCAGGCCGUUUGGAGAGUUUGCUUCACUUACUCUGAGCUGUUCUCUUGUGUAUGGAUAUGUGUAAAUGUUAUGAUUCUUGGAUUAAAAAUUAUGUCCUUUAUGUAAGAAAGAUAUCUAUGAUAAUGUCUAAUCAUGUAACUAACGGCUGUGGCAUUGUCAAUGCUCAUAUAUGACAGGAUGAUCUAUAAUUCUCUUGGAAGUUUUUAACAUUUAUUGAAUUAUUUUGUUACUGUCUGUAGUGUUUUGUGGAGUACUGAGUAACAAUAAAGCAUUAUAAAUAUAUAGUUUUACUUAUAAGGCUUUUUCUAUCAUGUCUUUUAUUGUUUAUUAAUAAAUAUUAU
Messenger RNA from Nannospalax galili (Upper Galilee mountains blind mole rat), 2500 nucleotides. RefSeq names its product secretogranin II (gene Scg2). Bases 175 to 2031 code for a protein of 618 amino acids. The transcript has 2 exons. The record is from RefSeq and is a predicted model, not a curated record. Gene Ontology annotation, cellular component: secretory granule. NCBI's taxonomy places the organism in Eukaryota, Metazoa, Chordata, Mammalia, Rodentia, Spalacidae.